Messenger RNA from Suillus subalutaceus, 393 nucleotides. RefSeq lists its product as uncharacterized. The transcript has a single exon. The record is from RefSeq and is a predicted model, not a curated record. Bases 1 to 393 code for a protein of 130 amino acids. NCBI's taxonomy places the organism in Eukaryota, Fungi, Basidiomycota, Agaricomycetes, Boletales, Suillaceae.
AUGCCUGCAAUGCCAUACCAAGCAUUGCGGACCCCCACCAUUGCCACCAAAAUGCAGAUGCACACUGCUGUCACCAAACCACACAAGACGCCAAAUAAUGGACAGCCUCAAAACAUUAUUAUACUGAUGGAAGAAGCUAUUGUGCAAACGAUUAAGAAUGCCAAAGUGUUGAUCACACGAGUUGUAUUCUCGAAGAAUGCGAUGGUGUACUCUAGAAAUAAAAAGAAGGAGAUCGUUGAUAAGGCUAUUACUGAGUCGGUCCCACAGUUUUACAUGUCAGAUGAUGAGUUCAUGUAUCAUUUAGACUAUACACUUUUUUGGCUAAUCUUCACAGCUGUAUUCCAGUCUUUCAUCACGAACACUGUCAUGCAUGGUAUGGAGUUCAUACCAUGA